Messenger RNA from Rhinolophus ferrumequinum (greater horseshoe bat), 2587 nucleotides. It is a transcript of the gene NDNF, whose product is annotated as neuron derived neurotrophic factor. The transcript is spliced from 4 exons. Gene Ontology annotation, biological process: extracellular matrix organization. Gene Ontology annotation, molecular function: protein binding. The coding region runs from base 277 to 1983 and encodes 568 amino acids. Lineage: Eukaryota; Metazoa; Chordata; Mammalia; Chiroptera; Rhinolophidae. The record is from RefSeq and is a predicted model, not a curated record.
CGCCCCCGGGUCCGAGGACCUCCCGCCGCGGCCCGCUCCGCCCGCUCCACUUCGUGGCAACUUCGGCGGCCGCGCGCCGCAGCCUCGGCCGCCUUUGAAGUUCGCGGCGCUGCCCGCGAAGUUGGGACGCUCGAGCCGAUUUCGCUCCUCUUAUCCGCCGCCGCCUCGCCCCGUCCCCGCGGUUCAGCGGCCCGCCGCAGCGGGGACGUGGACAUUUGCACCCACGCCGCGGGGAGGGCGCUUCCUCUCCCCCGGGAGGAACAGAUUUUCCUCAGGAUGGUUCCUCUCCAGUGGUGUCUGCUGUGGCUGCUCUUUCCACUCAGCUCAUGGACCCAGAAGUUCCCCACUCGAGAUGAGGAACUCUUUCAGAUGCAGAUCCGGGACAAGGCAUUUUUUCAUGAUUCGUCGGUAAUUCCAGAUGGAGCUGAAAUUAGCAGUUAUCUUUUUAGAGACACACCUAAAAGGUACUUCUUUGUGGUCGAGGAAGACAACACGCCGCUGUCUGUCACAGUGACCCCCUGCGAUGCACCCCUGGAGUGGCAGCUGAGCCUGCAGGAGCUGCCAGAGGACGCCAGCGGGGAGGGUUCAGGUGACCCAGAGCCGCUGGAGCAGCAGAAGCAGCAGAUCACCAACGAGGAAGGCACGGCCUUAUUCUCCUACAAAGGCAACGACGUGGAGUCUUUUGUAGCGUCUAGUUCUCCCUCUGGUUUGUAUCAGUUGGAGCUUCUGUCCACAGAGAAAGACACACACUUCAAACUGUACGCCACCACCACGCCCGAGUCCGACCAGCCGUACCCCGAGCUGCCGUACGACCCCCGAGUGGACGUGACGUCCCUGGGCCGCACCACGGUCACGCUGGCCUGGAAGCCGAGCCCCACCGCCUCCCUGCUCAGACAGCCCAUUCAGUACUGCGUGGUGGUCAACAGAGAACACAACUUCAAAAGUCUCUGCGCGGCGGAGGCCAAACUGAGCGCGGACGACGCGUUCAUGACGGCGCCGAAGCCGGGUCUGGACUUCAGCCCCUUUGACUUUGCCCACUUCGGCUUCCCUUCGGACAACGCGGGUCAAGAGCGCGGCUUCCUGGGCAAGCCGUCCCUAAAAGUGGCGCGCCCCGUGUACUCGCGGCCCAAGGCGGACAUGCAGAAAAUCUGCAUCGGGAACAAGAACAUCUUCACGGUGUCCGACCUGAAGCCCGACACCCAGUACUACUUCGACGUCUUCGUGGCCAACAGCCGGAGCAACAUGAGCACGGCCUACGUGGGCACCUUUGCCAGGACCCAGGAGGAGGCCAGGCAGAAGACCGUGGAGCUGAAAGAUGGCAAAGUGACAGACGUGUUUGUGAAACGGAAGGGAGCCAAGUUUCUGCGGUUUGCCCCGGUCUCCUCCCACCAGAAAGUCACCUUCUUCGUUCACUCUUGUCUGGACGCUGUGCAAAUCCAGGUGAGAAGAGAUGGGAAACUCAUUCUGUCCCAGAAUGUGGAGGGCAUUCGGCAGUUUCAGCUUCGAGGCAAACCUAAAGCUAAGUACCUCCUCCGACUGAAAGGAAACAAGAAAGGGGCGUCCCUGUUGAAAAUCCUGGCGACCACGCGGCCCAGUAAGCAGUCCUUCCCCUCUCUUCCCGAGGACACGAGGAUCAAAGCGUUUGACAAGCUGCGCACCUGCUCCUCGGCCACUGUGGCUUGGCUGGGCACGCAGGAGAGAAACAAGUUUUGCAUCUACAAGAAGGAAGUGGACGGCAAGUACAGUGAAGACCAGAAGAAAAGGGAACAAAACCAAUGCCUGGGACCAGAUACCAGGAAGAAAUCAGAGAAGGUCCUCUGUAAAUAUUUCCACAGUCAAAACCUGCAAAAAGCAGUGACCACAGAAACAAUUAAAGGUCUUCAGCCUGGAAAAGCUUACCUGCUGGAUGUUUAUGUCAUAGGACACGGGGGGCACUCUGUGAAGUAUCAGAGUAAAGUCGUGAAGACCAGGAAGUUCUGUUAGUCCCCUGAUGUAGAGACAGACUCGGGAGAACGCCAGGACAGACUGCAAAUCACUCUGAAGUGUGAACUGACUACUCCGGCAGCUGAGAGAAGCUGUGCCCGGUACCUGUGCGUGGGGAGGGAAGGAUGCCAACGUGGGUAUUUGUCGGAGGAGACUGUUCUCACGUGCCCCAGUGGUACCAGCGUGCGUCCGAUGUCCACUCGUGUUGAAGACGGAGGACAUCUUGAAGGAACGGCCAUCCCUUGCUUUGACCACUGCAUGACUGCUUCUAAAUUAUUUUAUUACCUAAAAAUUUAAAAUAUGCCAUCCAUUGCACACAGCCACAAAAUGCAAAUCGUUCCUCUCUACAGAUGCUAGUAUAUAUAUAUAAAUUAUUUUAUAAAGUCUUGUUUUAAAUGUCAGUGUUUCUAUGAUUGUAAACUAUUAAAUUCUUUUCCUGUUAAAAGUACAGAUCUAAUCUAAGUAUAUGAAGUGGACAGCCUCUAGUCAGUUAUAUUGUAAAUUCUUAUCUGUUGAGUAAAAUGUUUAAAUGCUGUAUGUAUCUCAUGUACAAAGUUGACAUACAUUAUAUUCAUGUACAUAAAAUUAAAGAUAUUAGACUAUA